AUGUCAACUCUCGACGCGCUCGUCGCGGAGGCGCGCGUCUCAUACGUGGCCUCAGAUCCGCUCGACCUCGUCGUGCGCGAAAAGCGCCUGACUAAACUCUUCACCCCCAGCUUGGGCGAAGAGUACCUCGCUGAACUCGGCGCCGUGCUCGGUCGCAUUUCGACGCUGCUGGGGAGCAUGCCCGACCCGGCGGGCGAGACAAAGCGCCGCCGCGAGCUGCGGGACAUCUUUGAGCGCGGAGCUAGAGACGUGCCCGUCGGCGUUGUGCUGAUCGUGGCGAGCGACGACUACCCGAUCGCGAGCUGGGCCGUCCCCCUCGCCCAAGUCUACGCGGACGGCAACGAGGCCGUCCUCCUCACUUCUCCCGGCGCUCUGCUGACUACGUGCGGUAAUGUACGCACCUGGUCCAUCAGCGGCGAGGUGGCCGGCCUUCCCGCCGUUGACGCCGUCAUUGGUCCUCGUGCCGCACUGCCCGAGGAUGUGCACGUCCUCCCCGGCGGUCUCGAUGUGCGUGUCCUCGAAACCGGCCCUGUUCCCAUCAUCGUCGACUCGAGCGUCCUCACGACCGCACGCAAGGAGGAUGACCCGCUCCCGCACGAACUGAAGCGCAUAGCCGCUCAGCUGAAAUACCUCCGCGACAGGGCGUACGUCUUCGUCUCAUCUGAGCUCUCCGACCAGCUCGCUCCCCAGCUCAACCACCGCCCGCACGCCUAUCUCGCCGGCCCGCCGCAGGAAGUGGGCGUGUACACGUUCUCGACGCUCGACCGCGCCCUCGAGGUCGCGCGCGAGGUACCCGCCCACGCGACCGUCAUCUAUGCCGAGCGCGCGGCCGCCGCCCGCGCCGUCGCCGAGUAUGCCGCUAGGGGCGGCACGGCACGCACGACGCACAUCAAUGGGUAUCCCGCCGAACUCGCGCUCGGGCCCUAUGCCGCCGACUGCGGAUUCCGCCGCACCGCCGCCGUGACGGUGAACCAGCGCCCGAGGCAUUGGUGCGUCAGCCUCAUCCGGUCCAUGUCGCCCCGCGCCACGAAUUACAAGGACAUCGCACUGCGUGAGUACCGCCGUGGCUGUGAGGGGUGUGCCGAUUUCGAGUGCGAGGCGUUCUGGGGUAGCUGGGGGUCGGCGACCGAGUCUGAGGACGAGGAAGAAGAGGUGCAGAGUAGCAAGGAUCCCCGGUAUUGGGAUUAUGACACUUUUGGCGCUGGGAGCUGGGGGAUGGGUUGGGCGUUUGCUGUUUAG
Molecule: messenger RNA, 1239 nt
Organism: Trichosporon asahii var. asahii CBS 2479
Lineage: Eukaryota; Fungi; Basidiomycota; Tremellomycetes; Trichosporonales; Trichosporonaceae
Exons: 4
Coding region: 1-1239 (412 amino acids)
Molecular function (GO): oxidoreductase activity
Source: RefSeq, a predicted model, not a curated record